UUAACAUGGUUGCUAUCUUUUAUUUCUGUGCUCAUUUAGUACAUACAGUACUCGUACUUGGUAGUGUUACCCCGUACAGAGUACAUAGUAUAUAUUGUCAUAUCUAUACCAAGGCUAGGGUCUGCCUCAUACAGCGUAACAAUGAAGAAUGCUUGGGGGCCUUGGACGUGCCCAGCGGCGGUACUAGUGGACUUAGUAGGGGCAGAGCAAAGCGGCCAAGUUCUACGACGGUUCGGUGCAGACGGACACUUCAGCCUCCUCAACUGUGCCCGCCGACGCUCGCCAAUCAACGGCCCCGCGGCAGAGAGCCUCAUUAGUGGAGCCUCUUUUUGGCCUAGUCUGGUCGGGUCGGCCUCGUGGACGUGGCAUUAUUCCUCUUGCUCGAGGUGGUUGUCCCAGAACAGAAAGAACGAAAGGGCAGGCCGGCAAGCACCACCUCCAGCAACAACAAUCCCAGCUGGGUUGUUUCUCCCCUUACCUCCCUCCACCCUCCAUCCUCCGCCUCCUUCUCCUCUUCCUCCUCCCUCCCACAUCGGAACUGUCGAUGAUCAUCCCCUGUCCAUAGUAGGUCGGUAGGUAGGCAGAAAUCUCGCUUUCCUCCACCCGGAUUGAUGGUGGUGGUGUUGUCCCUCCUUCUCCCCAAUCUGUCUUCGGUGCUCACCCCACUUUGCUUGCCUGCCUACCUGCAGUGGCGCGCGUCUGGAGUCAGCGUCAUUUCCUCCGUCUCCUCUGUCAUCCUUGGAAUUCCUUUCAGUCUCCGAUCAUUUUUGCUUUCUCGUCGGGGGUGGGCACCC
Messenger RNA from Aspergillus heteromorphus CBS 117.55, 794 nucleotides. RefSeq lists its product as uncharacterized. The record is from RefSeq and is a predicted model, not a curated record. Lineage: Eukaryota; Fungi; Ascomycota; Eurotiomycetes; Eurotiales; Aspergillaceae. Bases 142 to 576 code for a protein of 144 amino acids. The transcript has a single exon.